GGCGGGAGGCGGCCGCUCGGCCUCGCCCUGCCCCGGGGCCGCUCCCUGCUCAGACCGGGCUGAGGGGCCAUGGGCGCGGGCCGGGGCUGCGCGCUGCUGCUGCUGCUCUGGGGGGCGGCCCGGGCCGCGGCGGCGGCGGCUCCCCCGCUGUGCAACGUGAGCCUGGAGCAGGAGCCGCGGCAGCGCUGGCUGCCCGCCCUGCGGCACUUCGACCCGGCCUUCCUGCGGGCGGCGCUGGCCCGGGUCAUCGAUGAAACUGUACCUAAGUGGGUCCAUGCUGCCAUUUGGCCAGUAGCAGAAGAACUGGAGUUUUUUAUCCCUCAACCCUUUGCAGGAGAGAUCCUGGGAAUGUGCAAGGCACUGGGGAUUAGUGUUGGAGAUGGAAUUCUCAUCAAUUUGGCCUAUGAAUUUUCUGCGUUCUGUACCAGUAUUGUUGCUCAAGAUUUCAAGGGAAACAUUUACCAUGGUCGGAACAUGGAUUAUGCUUUUGGAGAUAUUUUACGCAAGAUUACAAUUGACGUGCAGUUUAUGCAAAAUGGGCAGGUAGCGUAUAAGGGUACCACAUUUAUAGGCUAUGUGGGUUUAUGGACCGGACAGAGUCCACACAAGUUUACAAUCUCUGGUGACGAACGAGAUAAGGGAAGAUGGUGGGAGAAUGCAGUAGCUGCUUUCCUGGGUCGAAAUGUCCCAGUCAGCUGGCUUGUCAGGGAUACCCUGGGCACGGCUGCAGACUUUCAAGCUGCCGUCCUCAAACUGGCUGCGACCCCGAUCAUUGCGGAUGUUUACUACAUCGUCGCCGGGACGUCGCCCAAAGAGGGUGUGGUCAUCACAAGGAAUAGAAGGGGGCCGGCAGACAUCUGGCCUCUUGAGCCCACAGCUGGAGCGUGGUUCCGUGUAGAGACAAACUAUGACCACUGGACAACCCCUCCUCCAUUUGAUAAUCGAAGAACUGCAGCCAUUAAAGCUCUCAAUGCCACUGGAUGGGAGAAUAUUAAUUUUGAGACCCUCUUUCAGGUAUUGUCAGUGAGGCCUGUCUUAAACAAUUACACAAUAUAUACCACAGUAAUGAGUGCUGCAGUCCCAGACAAGUACAUGACACGGAUCAGAACCUUGGAGUGAACAUGUACAAAAGGAGGAAAAGCUGAAGCUUUCCAAGUCCAGCAUUACUUUUAAACUAAAUUAAUGCACUGUAGUUGUUUUGUACAAAACAAUUCCCUGAAGAUUUCAGGUAAAGCUGACUUGCACGAUUCUGAUUUUGUUCAUGUUCUGGAAUGAAGAUGUGAUUUUGCACUCCACAUGCUUUAUGAAAAUAUGCUUAUGAAUGUGAAUAUGAUGUCACUGGAAUAUGCUUCAUGCAAAAGGUCUCUUGUAAGGUAUCAUUACAAAGCUUAUAAUCUGAAUGUGUUCAUCCUAUUUGUAUGUAUGUAUCAUUCUUGUAUCUGAAGCUAGAAAUAUGAAGUAUAACUCUGAGAUCCUAUUGUUACUAUGCAAAGUGUGGGCCAUUAAUGGUGGCUUAGAAUUUUGAUGGCUCCCAUUGACUAGGACAGUUGGUUGUGAAUGGGUUUAUUUACCUGCAAGCCUUCCUGUGUACUGUGGGCCAGCCUCUGGGUAAUGAAGAAUGAGGUCUCACAGGACAUGUGAUCAUGUCACAUGAUACUGGAAUUCAUCUUAAAUCUGGUACUUUUCCAUUUAGAACCCAAAGGGACAAAAGAUUCCCGCCUGAUGCCACAGGUAUAAAAGGGGGUGGAACAGAACAAAGGGGGCUGUCAGUCAUGAGAACACCCCUGCUUUUCACCUACGAUGUCUGCUGGAACUAACAAGGACUGUACCAGGGGAAAGGAUUUGGCCCAGACUAGGAAGGAUUCUAGUCUGUGAAAGUAUCAGAGGGGUAGCCGUGUUAGUCUGGAUCUGUAAACCUCUCCAACGUAUCAUCAGUGAGCUACAACCUAUCCUGGACAACGAUCCCUUGAUUUCACAGGCCUUGGGAGGCAGGCCAGUCUUCGCCCACAGACAACCAGCCAAGCUUAAGCAUAUUCUCACCAGCAACCACACACCGCACCAUAGUAACUCUAACUUAGGAACCAAUCCAUGCAACAAACUUCGAUGCCAACUCUGCCCAUAUAUCUACACCAGCGACACUAUCACAGGACCUAACCAGAUCAGCCACAACAUCACCAGUUCAUUCACCUGCAUGUCCACCAAUGUAAAUACGCCAUCAUGUGCCAGCAAUGCCUCUCUGCUGUGUACAUCGGCCAAACUGGACAGUCCCUACGUAAAAGGAUAAAUGGACACAAGUCAGAUAUUAGGAAUGGCAAUAUACAAAAACCUGUAGAAGAACACUUCAGUCUCCCUGGACACACAAUAGCAGAUUUAAAGGUAGCCAUCCUGCAGCAAAAAAACUUCAGGACCAGACUCCAAAGAGAACUGUUGAGCUUCAGUUCAUUUGCAAAUUCGAUACCAUCAGCUCAGGAUUAAACAAAGACUGUGAAUGGCUAGCCAACUACAAAAGCAGUUUCUUCUCCCUUGGUGUUCACACCUCAACUACUAGAAGAGGACCUCAUCCUCCCUGAUUGAACUAACCUCGUUAUUUCUAGACUGAUUCUUGCCUGCAUAUUUAUACCUGCCUCUGGAAAUUUCCACUACAUGCAUCCGACGAAGUGGGUAUUCACCCACGAAAGCUUAUGCUCCUACACGUCUGUUAAUCUACAAGGUGCCACAGAACUCUUUGUCGCUUUUUAGUCUGUGAAAGAAGCUUAUUGGAACAUCUCUGAGGGUGAGAUUUUACCUGUAAACAGUUUCUUAAUGUAUUAGGCUUAGACUUGUGUGGUUUUGCUUUAUUUUGCUUGGUGACUUACUUUGCUUUGUCUGCUAUUACUUCGAACCACUUACGUGACGGUUUACAGGGUAAACUCAUAAAUUGUCCGCCCUCUAUAACACUGAUAGAGAGAUAUGCACAGCUGUUUGCUCCCCCAGGUAUUAAUUACUUACUCUGAGGCUACUUAGAAUCAAACACAUUGAGAUACAAGUACAUAGCCAAUAUUCAUAACUUCAAAUACAAAAAUACAAAAAUGAUACACACAUACAGACAGCAUAAUCAUAACCAGCAAACUACGACCUUUCCAUAGACAGCCCACUUGACCUCCCCUGUACAAGACCUGGUGGAACCAUAGGACCCUGGUUGCAACAAUGAUCUAUACGGUCACAGUUCAUGUCAAUAACGUCACACCCUACCACUUAAAUCCUACUUUUUAUACUUAAUAAAAUCAUUUUUGUUUAUUAGUAAACCCAGAGUAAGUGAUUAAUACCUGGGGGAGCAAACAGCUGUGCAUAUCUCUCUAUCAGUGUAUAGAGGGCAGACAAUUUAUGAGUUUACCCUGUAUAAGCUUUAUACCGAGUAAAACUGAUUUAUUUGGGGUUUGGAUCCCAUUGGGAACUGGGUAUCUGGGUGCUGGAGAUAAGUGACCCGCUGAGCAGUUUUUGGUUAAAGUCUGCAGCUUUGGUGGCACGGACCAGACCUGGGUCUGUGUUGCAGCAGGCUAGCGUGUCUGGCUCAACAAGGCAGGGUUCUGGAGUCCCAAGCUGGCAGGGAAAACGGGCUCAGAGGUAACUUCAGCACAUCAGGUGACAGUCCCAAGGGGGUCUCUGUGACCGAACCUGUCACAGAAGAUUUUACUAACUUUUUAAAAAUUUCGGUAGGUUUCUAGCAGAUUUUUAAAAGAGAGGGAACUGAUUUUUACUUGUGUUUCUGGAAUGCAAUGUGCACUUUAAAUGAAUGUACUGAUGAGUUUAUUAAUAAUAAAAAGUCUCUCUUUUUGCUUGGCCAGUAAGAAAAUACUGAAAUAAAAAUAUUCAGCAGGC
Molecule: messenger RNA, 3858 nt
Organism: Malaclemys terrapin pileata
Lineage: Eukaryota; Metazoa; Chordata; Testudines; Emydidae
Gene: NAAA
Product: N-acylethanolamine acid amidase
Exons: 11
Coding region: 70-1119 (349 amino acids)
Biological process (GO): fatty acid metabolic process
Cellular component (GO): lysosome
Molecular function (GO): fatty acid amide hydrolase activity
Source: RefSeq, a predicted model, not a curated record